GAUAAGAUGCGAUAAUAUAUAUAUUGUACGAUAAAAAUAAUUAACGACAGCAUCUGAUUCGUUACGCGAAUCAUUUUAGCUAUCAGUUGUUGUUGAGAAGUCGGCAAGACCGAAGUUAGUUACUGUGUACUUCCUGAAGAAAAUAAGCCGUAAUGGAUACCAUACUUCUCUCUUUACUGCUCGGAGGGCUCAUCGUAGCAUGCGUAUUUUACCUUUAUCUAACCAGAAAUUAUAAUUAUUGGCGCAAUCAUGGCGUUCCGUGCGCGAAGGGAGUUCUCCCCGUGUUCGGCCAUAUGUGGCCAGUGGUGUCUUUGAAGAUGAGCUUAGCUGAUUUUAUUCGACACAUCUACGAGAGUCAUCCGCAACAUAGCAUGGUCGGUUUCUACGAUAAAACACAGCCCGCGCUGGUGUUACGCGACCCGGAAUUGGUGAAAACGGUGAUGCAGUCGAAUUUUGCGAGCUUCUCCGAGAAUAUGCUGAAAGUGGACCCACAUCUCGAUCCUCUCUUCGUGGUGAAUCCCUUCUUUGCCUCCGGCGAGCCGUGGUUCACAUUCCGUAAACGUUUGACUCACGCCUUUACUGGCAAACGGAUCAAAAUGUUGUACACCAGCGUCGAGCAAGUUUGCAACAAGUUCGACGACUACCUAGAUAGAAUACUGAGCGAUAACAACGGCGCGAUGGAGUUCGAGAUGAGGACUCUCUUCUCUAGAUACACUGGCGAGGUGGUGGCCAACGCAAGCCUCGGCAUCGAGGGUUUCUGCUUCGAUGGCGAGAAUCACCCGGCAUCGUUCGUCACGAUGGGAAAAUUGGUAUUCGACCCGACGCCUCUUGGCAAGAUCGUACAGACACUCAACUUCUUCCUGCCCGAGAUCAAUAAGAUCCUGCGGAUGCCGUUCGUGCCUAAGCACGUGGAUCGCUUCUUUCGCAAAAAUGUGAAGGAGGUGCUGCACAUCAGACGACAAGAGAUCGAACGUAGAAACGACUUUUUACAGUUGAUGGUGGACCUGGAGAAAACUGAAGGCAAGCAGAUCGAUGAGGGUCUCCUCGCGGCCCACGCUUUCUCCUUCUUUGCCGACGGUUACGACACGUCCAGUAUUACUUUGAGCUUCAUCUCUUAUCAGCUUGCCCGACAUCCACUCAUCCAACAACGCCUUCGCGACGAAGUGGAAACCGUAUUCAGCAAGUACGACGGGCAAUUGACUUACGAGGCGCUCAAGGAGAUGACGUAUAUGGAUCAGGUGAUCAGUGAGUCGCAGAGAUGCUACACCUCGGGUGGUGCCAUGGCCAAAGUCUGCACCGAGGAGUUUGAGCUGACGGGCUCGGACGGACUACAUUAUCGUGUGAAACCGGGAACGAAGAUUCUCAUCUCUGUCUUCGGAUUGCACAGAGAUCCGAAGUACUGGCCCGAUGCAAACACUUACGAUCCCGAGCGAUUUGCCGCGGAUAGAACGGCGAUGAUCAAGAAGUUCACCUUCCUGCCGUUCGGCGAGGGACCGAGAAUCUGCGUGGGCAUGAGGAUGGCAUUACUGCAAGUAAAAGCUUGCUUGGCGACUUUCAUAAGAAAAUAUGCUCUGGAGAUUUCGCCGAAGACCCAGGAGCCAUUGAAGAUGCAGCCUGGCAGUUUUCUGACAGCAGUCAUUGGCGGGAUAUGGGUUUCUGUCAAGCGUAUUUAACGUUAAAUUAAAGAAAAGAGUUAGUUAAAAUAUAAAUUUGUAUCGACAGAUGUAGAGUUGGUUGGUUAUUACCAGUUUAUAAUGCUUAUUUUUACUGUCGGAUACUCCGUUUGUUCUUGUAAAAAUUAAACAUUCAUAAUAGAGCUCGAAUUGAAAUAUUUAAUCUCCACGUGUGCAUUGCUCGCGUAGAAAAUAAUAUUCGUUUGAAAUUACGACGGAAAAAUUAUUUGAUAGUCUUUUAAUAAUCCUUAUCCAAUGUCAUGUGUCACGUGUCAUACUGGCAAAGAAAUAUACAUAAAAGUAUAUUCCAAUCCAGUUUUCUG
Molecule: messenger RNA, 1996 nt
Organism: Harpegnathos saltator (Jerdon's jumping ant)
Lineage: Eukaryota; Metazoa; Arthropoda; Insecta; Hymenoptera; Formicidae
Product: cytochrome P450 6a2
Exons: 1
Coding region: 153-1673 (506 amino acids)
Molecular function (GO): oxidoreductase activity, acting on paired donors, with incorporation or reduction of molecular oxygen; monooxygenase activity; iron ion binding
Source: RefSeq, a predicted model, not a curated record